AUGACGGACACCGUGGUCAGCAACAGCGCCAACCGAUGGAUGUACCCCAGCGACCGGCCCCUGCAGUCCAAUGACAAAGAACAGCUCCAGGCAGGCUGGAAUGUCCACCCCAGCGGUCAGCCCGACAGACAGAGGAAGCAGGAAGAGCUGACGGACGAGGAGAAGGAGAUCAUCAACAGGGUGAUCGCUCGAGCUGAGAAAAUGGAAGAAAUGGAGCAGGAGAGAAUCGGGCGCCUGGUGGACCGACUGGAGAACAUGAGGAAGAGCGUGGCCGGGGACGGGGUGAACCGCUGCAUACUGUGCGGAGAGCAGCUGGGGAUGCUGGGCUCGGCCUGUGUCGUGUGUGAGGACUGUAAGAAGAACGUCUGCACCAAGUGUGGGGUGGAGACCUCCAACAACCGCCCGCACCCUGUGUGGCUCUGUAAGAUCUGCAUGGAGCAGAGAGAGGUGUGGAAGCGYUCUGGAGCCUGGUUCUUCAAGGGCUUCCCCAAGCAGCUCCUCCCACAGCCCAUGCCCAUAAAGAAGAGCAAGCCCCAGCCUCCUGCGAGUGAGCCUGCCGCCCCAGAGCAGCCUCCUGAGCCCAAGCACACCGCCCGUGUUCCAGCCCGAGCUGACACUGAAGACAGGAGGGGCCCGGGUCCCAAAACAGGACCUGACCCAGCAUCUGCUCCUGGGAGAGGAAGCUAUGGGCCUCCUGUGCGCAGGGCCUCSGAGGCCCGCAUGAGUUCAUCUACCCGGGAUCCAGAGAGCUGGGACCAUGGUCAAGGUGGGGGAGCUGGAGACGCCAGCCGCAGCCCAGCRGGAUUGAGACGAGCCAACUCAGUCCAGGCCUCGAGACCCGCCCCCGCCUCGGUGCCCAGCCCAGCAYCUCCUCAGCCUGGACAGCCAGGGCCCCCAGGGGGCAGCAGACCCGCGCCAGGGCCAGCAGGGCGCUUUCCAGAGCAGAGACCAGAAGUGGCUCCCAGCGACCCUGGCUAUACGGGAACCACGGCCCCAGCCCGGGAAGAGAGAACAGGGGGAGUAGGGGGCCCUUAUUCCCAAGCAGCCGCAGCUGCGCCCCAGCCUGCCCCCGCCCCCACCCGCCAGCCACCCCCAGAGGAGGAGGAGGACGCCAACAGCUACGAUUCUGAUGAAGCAACCACCCUGGGUGCCCUGGAAUUCAGCCUGCUCUAUGACCAGGACAACAGCUCUCUGCAGUGCACCAUCGUGAAGGCUAAGGGACUGAAGCCCAUGGAUUCCAAUGGCCUGGCCGAUCCCUAUGUGAAGCUGCACCUCCUGCCGGGAGCCAGCAAGUCCAACAAGCUACGGACAAAGACCCUGCGGAACACCCGGAAUCCUGUCUGGAACGAGACCCUGGUGUACCACGGCAUCACGGACGAGGACAUGCAGAGGAAGACCCUCAGGAUCUCCGUCUGUGACGAGGACAAAUUCGGCCACAAUGAGUUUAUUGGGGAGACCAGAUUCUCGCUCAAGAAACUGAAGCCCAACCAGAGGAAGAAUUUCAAUAUUUGUCUGGAGCGGGUGAUCCCCAUGAAGCGCGCAGGGACCACGGGGUCGGCCCGCGGCAUGGCGCUCUACGAGGAGGAGCAGGUGGAGCGCAUUGGCGACAUUGAGGAACGCGGCAAGAUCCUGGUGUCCCUGAUGUACAGCACACAGCAGGGGGGCCUCAUCGUGGGCAUCGUGCGCUGCGUGCACCUGGCUGCCAUGGACGCCAACGGCUACUCGGACCCGUUCGUUAAGCUCUGGCUGAAACCAGACAUGGGGAAGAAGGCCAAACACAAGACUCAGAUUAAAAAGAAAACCUUGAAUCCUGAAUUUAACGAGGAGUUUUUCUACGACAUCAAACACAGUGACCUGGCCAAGAAGUCGCUGGACAUCUCUGUCUGGGACUACGACAUCGGGAAGUCCAACGACUACAUCGGAGGCUGCCAGCUGGGGAUCUCAGCCAAGGGAGAGCGUCUGAARCACUGGUACGAGUGUCUGAAAAACAAAGACAAGAAGAUCGAGCGCUGGCACCAGCUUCAGAACGAGAACCACGUGUCCAGCGAUUAG
Urocitellus parryii (Arctic ground squirrel) is the source of this 2052-nucleotide messenger RNA. It is a transcript of the gene Rph3a, whose product is annotated as rabphilin 3A. Gene Ontology annotation, cellular component: postsynaptic membrane; synapse; extrinsic component of synaptic vesicle membrane. Gene Ontology annotation, biological process: spontaneous neurotransmitter secretion; regulation of calcium ion-dependent exocytosis; intracellular protein transport. The record is from RefSeq and is a predicted model, not a curated record. Gene Ontology annotation, molecular function: small GTPase binding. NCBI's taxonomy places the organism in Eukaryota, Metazoa, Chordata, Mammalia, Rodentia, Sciuridae.